AGCGACGUGUCCUUGUCCUCCGUGGGUAGCCCUGGCCCCUGCGGCCGCGGAUCGCCAGCUCCAAGGGCCUCCCCUCAGAGCCACCACCGCCUGGGACAACCAGCCUGGAGCCAUGAAGACCAAGAACCGGCCCCCCAGGCGCCGGGUGCCAGCGCAGGACACAGAUGCCACCCCAGGGGAGCAGACCCCCGACAGGCCCCAGCCGGGCUCUGGGCCGGAGCUGACCAAGGGUCUGCGGAGCAGGACUGCACGGGCGCAGGGGGCGCGGGCUGAGGGCGGGCGCAGGCGGCCGGGGUCCUCGGGGCCGGGUGGCCGGCGGGAGAGCAGCAUCCAGCGGCGGCUGGAGAGCAACGAGCGGGAGCGGCAGCGCAUGCACAAGCUGAACAACGCCUUCCAGGCGCUGCGCGAGGUCAUCCCGCACGUGCGCGCCGACAAGAAGCUCUCCAAGAUCGAGACGCUCACGCUGGCCAAGAACUACAUCAAGUCGCUGACCGCCACCAUCCUGACCAUGUCCAGCGGCUGCCUUCCGGGCCUGGAUGGGCCGGGCCCCAAGCUCUACCAGCACUACCAGCAGCAGCAGGCAGCGGGGGGCGCGCUCGGUGCCGCUGAGGCCCAGCCCGAGAGCCACUUGCAGAAGUACUCCACGCAGAUCCACAGCUUCCGAGAGGGCUCCUAGCACCCCGGCCUGGGGGUCAGCGGCGGCCUGGCCCUGGUCGCUCCGUGCCGGGAGCCCCAGACCGGUGGAGACACCCAUGCAGACCUGGCCCCAGCGGCCCCAUCUUCCCUGAACUCUCCACCGCCUCUCUGGAGCCCCGCCUGGCCCCCAGGAGACAAGAGCAGUGCAGGAGGCCCAGCCUCCACAGAGGCCCAGGCCCUGCUUUGUAAUUGACUAGGCAGGAGUUGACAGGCCUUGUACCUAAAUUCUCUUCACUCCCGACUCCCUCCGGAGGCAAGGGGAGAUUCCAGGAGAAGGUUUUCUUUGGUAAGUUUCCCCAGUUACUGCUGAGGCCCAGACCCAGGAAGGGACUUCCUCCAACCUGCAUAGGAGCCUCCUUGUUUGUGGUAGACUGAGGCACGGAGCAAGCAAAGCCCACAGCCACUCGGGGAGUGUGGCUGAGCUGAGAUGGUUGGAGCCUCUAGUUCUGCAUCUGUCAGUUAGAAACCCUAGUUAGAUUAUCUCACAUUAAUUCUAAAGGGACCUUGUCAGGGAGAGGCCUUGUCCGGGAGAGGGGAUCUUUUCCUCCCUUCUGCCUAGUGGGGGUUCCUGACUGUGGAGAGUCUGAGCAGGGUCCGAGGUCUGUGGUCUGGUGCUGAGGGGGCUGGAGACAGGGCUGGGCUGAUGGGGCGGGAGGGGCUGCUAGACCCUGUUUCCCCUGAGUGGCCAGGGGUCUCCAGGCCAGCCCUGGCCCUGCGGGGAGAGGGUCUGUCCCCAGGUCUCUCUUGGGGUCCCACCCAAAUUUGCUGCUGCUUGUCAUAUUUAUCACUGACAUGGGUGGCCACAUAACUGGCAGAGGGUGGUCUGACAGGACUUUGGGAUGUUCUUGGGUCCUGGUUGGAGUUGGGGGCCCUACGGGGCUCUCUAUGGGGAGGAGGCUGGGGUGGCAAGAGCUCCCCUCCCCCACCUGGCGGUGCUACUUAAAGACGGGACUGGGCAGCUUGGCAGGUCCCUGCCGCCUCGGGCCAAGCUUCCGUCUGUGGCAUUCCUGCCCCGCUGCCUCCAACAGGCUUGGUGACUUUGCUCUCAGCCCCCGCUGGCCUCUCCCCUCCCUCAUCCCUCUGCCCAAAGCCGAAAUGGGGAGGGGACAGGGUCCUUGGCAGCCUUGGGCAGGAACCCCAGUGACGGGCUGUGGAGAGGGUGGAGUUGGCCUGGCAUGUGGGGCCAGGUCCUCCAUGCCCACACCUGUCCCAGAGACCCUUGGAGGCCAGGCCCCUCCUGGGGCGCUGUGGGUGAGGGCUGAGCCAGGCGGAGAGUGGGGCUGCCACAGCCCAGGGCCCUCCCCAAUUCGUGGCCUCACCCUCUCUACCCUGGUAGUUCCUGGCCACAGCCUCUUAACGCAUGGCCAGGCUUGGCAUCAGCUCUGGCCACCUCGAGGGCAGCAGGUGGCACUCCUCAGAACAGUCAUUAGCUGCCGGUCAGACACUGGCCGGGCCUCCCCAGGCCCCAAUGCCAGGCCCUCUGGAAGGUGGCCCCAGGAGGUCCCGGCCUCAUUGCCCCAGCUGUCCUUCAGCACGGCUCAGGUAGGGGCCCCGGCACUCCCGGCCUGCUCCUCAGGUGGCCACUCUGGAAGGUCAGUGGGCAGGGCAAGCCACUAACUCCGAGCUCAGGACAGAUGGGCCCCAUACAUCCUCUACUGUGGGUCACCACCUUGCGGGACGAUGGCCUUCGCGGCUCUGUCUGUCCCAAAUUGGCUCCUGCACCCCUUUUGCUUCCCAGAGGGUGACCUGGGCCCAGACGUCCAGUCCUUCUUCACCUGCGGCUGGAGGGCAUCUGCGCACCCCAUGGCCACAUCAUGAAGGAUCCUUAAAGGUCCCACUCCUGCGUUGGGGUAUUAAA
Messenger RNA from Diceros bicornis minor, 2554 nucleotides. It is a transcript of the gene BHLHA15, whose product is annotated as basic helix-loop-helix family member a15. The coding region runs from base 113 to 676 and encodes 187 amino acids. Gene Ontology annotation, molecular function: protein dimerization activity. NCBI's taxonomy places the organism in Eukaryota, Metazoa, Chordata, Mammalia, Perissodactyla, Rhinocerotidae. The record is from RefSeq and is a predicted model, not a curated record. The transcript is spliced from 2 exons.